CAGAGCAGAAGAUACCUCCGAAGGCAGCUCUCACCAUCAGAAAGCCCAGCUGAAGUUGUGACCUCUUUCAUUUUGUCUGAGUCACCGUGGAUGGCCUCCCGGACCCUCCUGGAGCUCCUGUCCUCCAACCAGAGCCAGCUCCCGCCUCCAAAUGCCACGUCCUGUGACAGCACUCAGGAAGCCUGGGACCUGCUGCAUAGCGUCUUACCCACAUUUAUCAUCACCAUCUGCUUCUGCGGGCUGCUGGGAAACCUCUUUGUGCUGUCCGUCUUUCUCUUGGCCCGACGGCGUCUGAACGCGGCAGAAAUCUACCUGGCCAACCUGGCGGCUUCCGACCUGGUGUUCGUCUUGGGCUUGCCCUUCUGGGCAGAGAACAUCUGGAAGGAAUUCAACUGGCCUUUCGGAGCCCCCCUCUGCCGCGUGGUCAACGGCGUCAUCAAGGCCAAUCUCUUCAUCAGUAUCUUCCUGGUGAUGGCCAUCAGCCAGGACCGCUACUGCGUGCUGGUGCACCCCAUGGCCAGCUGGAGGCGGCGGCGACGGCGGUGGGCUCAGGCCACCUGCGUGCUCAUCUGGGCCGUGGGGGGCCUCCUAAGUAUCCCCACGUUCCUGCUGCGCUCCGUCAAAGCUGUCCCGGAACUGAAUAUCUCCGCCUGUGUGCUGCUGUACCCCAAUGAGGCCUGGCCCUUUGCAAGGAUGGUGGAGUUAAACGUGCUGGGGUUUCUCCUCCCACUGGUUGCGAUUGUCUUCUUCAACUAUCACAUCCUGGCAGCCCUGCGCGGGCGGGAAAAGGUCAGCAAGACAAGGUGCGGGGGGCCCACGGAUGGCAAGACCACGGCCCUGAUACUCAUGCUCGUGGCGGCCUUCCUGCUCUGCUGGACCCCCUACCACUUCUUUGCCUUCCUGGAAUUCCUGUUCCAGGUGUGGGCUGUCAGAGGCUGCUUCUGGGAGAAUUUCACCGACCUGGGCCUGCAAUGGGCCAACUUCUUUGCUUUCAUCAACAGCUGCCUGAAUCCAGUGAUUUAUGUCUUUUUGGGCCGGCUUUUCAGGACCAAGGUCUGGGAACUUUAUAAACGAUGCAUCCCUAGACGAUUGACUCCAAUAUCCACGUCCCAUAGAAAAGAAAUCCUCCAACUUUUCUGGCGGAAUUAA
Balaenoptera musculus (blue whale) is the source of this 1149-nucleotide messenger RNA. RefSeq names its product bradykinin receptor B1 (gene BDKRB1). Gene Ontology annotation, biological process: inflammatory response; response to mechanical stimulus; neutrophil chemotaxis. The coding region runs from base 91 to 1149 and encodes 352 amino acids. The record is from RefSeq and is a predicted model, not a curated record. Gene Ontology annotation, molecular function: bradykinin receptor activity. NCBI's taxonomy places the organism in Eukaryota, Metazoa, Chordata, Mammalia, Artiodactyla, Balaenopteridae. Gene Ontology annotation, cellular component: membrane. The transcript is spliced from 2 exons.